Molecule: messenger RNA, 1479 nt
Organism: Prorocentrum cordatum
Lineage: Eukaryota; Dinophyceae; Prorocentrales; Prorocentraceae
Source: the annotation of a GenBank genome assembly
GUCGAGGGCGUGCUCCUCGACAGGGGCGGCUCGCCAGUCGGCACGGCGUGGUUCGCCGUGAGGGGCAGCUGGCCGCCCGACGUCGUGGGCAUGUUCGUGGAGUGCCAGUUCCUCGCGACGAGCGUGCCGCUGCACGAGCCCAUGCUCCAGGGGCUGUUCGGCAUGGGCCAGGCGGUGCUCCACCUGUGUGGCGGUCGGCCCGCGGUGAUCUGCAGGCAGGAGAUGUGGCCAGGGCGGCAGGUCUUGCAAGGGGACACCUUCCGCGUGGUCCCCCCGUCGGCCUUCGGCGCAGGUCUGCCUGGAGCCGUCACGGGGGCCGCCGCGCCCAAGGCUGCGGCUGGCGUGGGGGCGCUGGCGGCCCUGCCUGGAGGGGCGGGCGCUGCGGCAGGAGGCACAGCAGGCCCAAAUGACGGCGACGGUGCUGACAGCUCGGGCGACCUCGACCCCAAGAAGUUGAAGGACAAGCAGGAAAAGCUGCAUCAUCGUCUGGCCCAGAAGCGUAAUAUCGGGUCGCUCCUGGCGUCGAGGGCCGAGCAGCAUCUCGACGGUCGCUGCAUUCAGUCUGUGAGUCGGUCGGCGCCAGGUGCUUUACUAGCAUCGGGCCUCGAGCAGAUCAAGCAGCUGCUGGCGCAGAGGGGCGGGGCGGACACGGAGGAGAACCUGAACAGCAUGGCGGCGAUGGUGGUGCAGUACAUCACGUCGGCGUGGCACGGUCGGCACCCGCCCCGCACCAUGGGGGUGCGCAAAAACAAUGAGAUGAUAAUGGUCGGAGAGUGCCUGGACGCGUUGCUUGCAGGUCGCCGGCCCGAGCUGGGCGACAUGCUGAUGCAGAGGCUCAAGGCCAUUGAGCAGGCGCACAUGGACGGCCACUGGGCGGUCGCGCAGCACCUGGAGGUCGGCGCCGACGUGAACGCCAGCCUCGCGCGGGCCAGUGAGGUUCGCGACGCCGUCAGCGCGUUCGAGGGCGAGGCGAGGCUGGCGCAGCACCUGGCGGCCGCUGGCAAGAAGACUGGCAAGCCAAGCGACGGGGUGCCGUCGCCCAGGGCGUCGCCGACCGCCAUGGCGAAGGGGCUGCAGAGUUCGCAGGCAGCCAAGUGGAGGCGCCGCCGUGCAGGCACGGCGGCGAAGAGGCUGGCAGCCAGGAGGCAGGAGCACGAGGCUAGCGCGUGGUCUGUUGCGGCGCAGGUCGCGAAGCAGCUGGGGGGGCAGCCGCCGCGCGCUGGCGACGAGAAAGGAGACGGGCCCUCGGCGCGCAGGCCCGCGUUGGCCAGCCCAGGUGCAGGAGCAGGUCGAGCGGCCCCAGGCGCGCGGAGCUUCCUCGACAGGGUGAAGCAGGGCAAAGGCAAGAACAAGGGCAAGGUGGAGGCGGCCGGCUUUCCUGGAGAGGCGAGUGAGGACGCGGAUGAGAGCUGGGAGUCUGCCGUGACGGAGGCAGGAGAGGAGGGGUCUCGCAGGGGCAUAAUGCGCCAGCGUGCCUAA